This is a messenger RNA of Dacryopinax primogenitus, 1375 nucleotides long. RefSeq lists its product as uncharacterized. Gene Ontology annotation, molecular function: acyltransferase activity, transferring groups other than amino-acyl groups. NCBI's taxonomy places the organism in Eukaryota, Fungi, Basidiomycota, Dacrymycetes, Dacrymycetales, Dacrymycetaceae. The transcript is spliced from 3 exons. The record is from RefSeq and is a predicted model, not a curated record. Bases 1 to 1176 code for a protein of 391 amino acids.
AUGCCUGGCAUCACCCGUAGUCCCACCGCUCGUCGCGCCACUCUGGGUGCGGUACCGGCCCGUGCGCCUGGCAUUGUCCUCGUGGUGAACCACGAAUCGGCUUCCGACUUUGUGCUGGCAACUGGCUACAUCCUCCAACACCACCAAAUGCGAGCCAAUAUGAUUUUACCUUACGCCGUCACCUACCAAGCCAAAGAAGGCAAUGGCAAAUCGAUCCCGACGGCUCAUGACAGCAAACAGUGGUUGAGGGAGCGCCUAUCUUCCAUUUUGGCUCAGCAAGCACGUGCAUCAGGGGGCGAGGGAGCUUUCCCCGUUUAUCGCGAAGCCUACUGGAUGUCCGUAUGGUCGGUCAAUGCUGGCGUGACGUCUUUAGACUUUGCGCUCGCUUGCGUUGGCAAGAAGCCACUGUUUCUCUUCUCACCCAAAGAGAAGUCCGAAUUCACCGACGACUUCCUCCAGCCAAGGAUGAGCGCCCUUGCCAGUCGCAUACUUCAAGUCAUUCCGUCCAAACGGGUCUUUUCCAUAUUCGGUCCCACUCGCCCCAUUCGCAGCUUUUCUGCUAUAUGGGCUCACAUCAGCGGCCAUUCCAUCUACAUGGACCGCUCGACGCGAGCAAUCCAGCCAUUCUAUCACGCCUCUUACACCUUCUGCACCUCUCAGACUUUUAGUGGCGCUCGGGCUCUCCCACCGAACCAUCGUGUGCGAUUGGCCGAUGCGAGUCACAUACUGAAGGCUGCACCCCUGUGCGAAGAAUUUGCGAAUGACUCCGUCAUCUUCCCACUUUCACCAGAGGGUGCAAUCGAAGAAGCGGCUGAUAUGAUUGCGAAGCGUCAACUUUGGGUCUAUGAGAUCUUCGACGCUAGAACCCAGAGCGCGGAAGUUGUUUCCAUCGUCGCAGUUACCCGGGACUCUGAUGAUGUCGCUGCGAUUUCCAAAGUCUUCACUUCUCCCCAGUGGCGUGGCAAGGGCUUUGCUCGCAGCAUCGUUGCCAUUGUUUGCCGAGAAGUGCUCCAAUACAAGAGCCGGGUCGUUCUCUACGUUGCUCAUGAUAACCCGGCUGCGGCAACUGUGUACGGGCGUGUUGGAUUCGUUGGGGUUGGUGAGAACCCGCCGCAUCCCGAGGUCGAUGACUGGAUAGAGUUUGGUUUCAACAACACUGUGCGUGGAUAUUGGUGAACUGGAACGCGCUCAGCCAAUACGACGGGGCCAUCUAACGAACAUAUCUAUUUAUCCACUUGCUUAAUGUUAAUCAAAAGCGACCUAUACCGUCAGCCACUUGUAGUUUUAGUAUUAAAAAGACUACCUAUCGUAGUAAUAAUGUGGCUCCCGCAGCUAGGACUAUUUUGCACAUACAAUCCUAUCUACUUCAAACCCG